This is a messenger RNA of Dromiciops gliroides (monito del monte), 909 nucleotides long. RefSeq names its product olfactory receptor 4P4-like. Gene Ontology annotation, biological process: G protein-coupled receptor signaling pathway. Bases 1 to 909 code for a protein of 302 amino acids. The record is from RefSeq and is a predicted model, not a curated record. Gene Ontology annotation, cellular component: membrane. The transcript has 2 exons. Gene Ontology annotation, molecular function: G protein-coupled receptor activity; olfactory receptor activity. Lineage: Eukaryota; Metazoa; Chordata; Mammalia; Microbiotheria; Microbiotheriidae.
AUGGGAGCUGAAAACAAUGUCACAGAAUUCGUUCUCUUUGGACUUUCCUAUGACCAACACAUACCGAUGUUUUCUUUUAUCUUUUUCUUAUUCUGUUAUAUCAGUCUCCUCAUAGGAAACCUUGUAAUCCUCAUCUCUAUCCAUUGCAGUCAUCUUUUCCACCAACCAAUGUACUAUUUCCUCAGUCACUUGUCUUCUAUGGACAUCUAUUCUACUUUGAGCAUUACACCAAAAUUAAUUGGGGAUCUACUAACUGAAAGAAAAACCAUCUCCUAUGGUUAUUGUAUGCUCCAAAGCUUCACUAUGCACUUCUUUGGCAGUAUCAAGGUCUUUAUUCUGACUGCAAUGGCUUUUGACCGCUAUGUUGCCAUCUGUAAACCUCUCCACUACAUGGUCAUCAGGAGCAGGAAGAAGUGCAACCUUCUUGUUUUAGUGGCUUGGGCUGGUGGGGACGCUCACUCCUUUCCUCAGUUGACCAUGACUCUCAAGUUACCCUUCUGUGGCCCCAAUGAAAUUGAUCACUAUUUCUGUGACAUCUUCCCCUUACUGAAAAUUGCCUGCACAGAUACUUAUACCACUGGUGUUCUUGUUGUCAUCAAUUCAGGUAUAAUUGUCUUGGUGAUCUUUGUAAUCUUAUUUGUUUCUUAUGCCAUUAUACUAUGGACCCUACGCACACAUACAGCUGAAGGGCGGUGGAAAGCUCUCUCCACCUGUGGGUCUCAUUUCACAGUUGUGGUCUUGUUUUUUGUACCUGCAAUUUUUUCCUACCUUCGACCUCCUACUACUUAUCCAGAGGAUAAAGUGUUUGCUCUAUUUUAUACCAUCAUUGCUCCAAUGUUCAACCCCUUAAUCUAUACUCUGAGAAAUACUGAAAUAAAAAAUGCCAUGAGAAAGGUAUGGUGUGAAUGA